This is a messenger RNA of Blepharisma stoltei, 273 nucleotides long. NCBI's taxonomy places the organism in Eukaryota, Ciliophora, Heterotrichea, Heterotrichida, Blepharismidae. The record is from the annotation of a GenBank genome assembly.
AUGCAUUACUUUGGAUUCAGCAUUACUUGAUUGGGUAAUAGCCUCGCUGGCUCUUAUUAUUCGUGGAAGAUUUACAAGAAGUUAUCAAUUAAGAUCAAAGUCAUUCCUUUUAUACAAGGGAUAUUCAGGUAUUUUAUUUUCUUUUGGUUUUAUCAUAGAUUGGCGACACAUUUAGCGAUUUUGACGUGAGCAAUAUUGAUUUAUUUUUAUGUAAAUUAUAUCUAGGUGAUUUUAUUUUUGCUAAAAUUGGGAAACUUAUUAUGUAGCUGCUAA